UUUUGAUUUUUUUUUAACAUCAAGAAAGUCUCAGACUAAAAUAGUUCAGGAGCAAUAGGAAUUAAAGGUUAGGUUUAAACAACAGUAAAAUGACAGUGCUGUCGGAGUUCUGGAAUGUGCCCCUCGUUCAGCUUUGCAGAAACUCGACAGCUGGCAUACAAUUAGUUUUGCAGAAGAGUGAAAAGUAUUAUGCAGUGUGAAGAUUCCAUUUAGACACCUUUAACUUUAUUUCUGGAUAUUGCCAUCUGACUUGAUGUUAAAUUUAGAAAAGGAAUGCUUUUUCUACAAAUAUCUCUGGCUGUUGACAGGUGGCCAUAGAGUGUAUUCUCACUGGCAUUAUAACAACACAGAGACUGUACUAGGCAUAAUGUGAGAAGAUGUGAUACUAAAAGUGGAGUUAUCUGCAAUGUAUCUCUUCAGUACAUCACAUGACACUUCAUUUCAUCAUUACACAUUAAUUCUGUUCACUUGCCAUUUGCUCCACCAAGUAUUAGCACAACAUUACCAUUGCAAUGGAACAGAUACCUUUGUAAAAGUAUCGGGAUACAGUCAGGGUCAAGAUUAUUUACUUCCAUUAUAUGCAAGCCAAGGUCAUGUAGUAACUGGAGAAUGCUACAAACGGUGUAAGAAUUCUGCAGACUGUGAUGGAUUUCUGGUGGAUUAUACAUCUUCCACGUGCUAUCGAGUGUCCAGUUCAUACGGAACAGCGACAACUGUUAGCAGCGACUAUGGUUAUCAUUACAGUCCGCACUUAAACGAAACCAACUACUUUGAAAGGACGUGCUUGCCCGCUGGAGUGCCUACAAAGUGCAGUUCGAAGGGAUGGAUUUUUGAGAGAGUACCAAACUACGAGUUGGUUGGAUUUGACGUCGUGACGUACAUAAGUGACACCAGAGAAGAGUGCAUGCUGCGAUGUCUGCAGGAAAAUCGCUUCGUAUGUCGUUCGGCUGAGUUCACGUACGCCGCAAAAAGAUGCGUUCUGAGUAACCAGGACAGACAGACGAGAAGUGACUCCUACAGGGCGACACCUUGGGGCAUGGAAUAUUUGGAGAACCAGUGCGUUGAUUCUCCACCACCAAGUCAGACAUGUUCGUUUGAAGAAUACCCAAACAGAACUAUCAACUACAGAGACCUGGAGUUUACAAAUUUAAGUCAAGACACGUGCCAUGAUAAGUGUGUGAAUGAAACUAAGUUUAUCUGUCGGGGCUUGACGUAUGUGCCUGGCACAGCUCGUCAGAAUGGCGUGUCUGUCUGCUGGCUUCACGGUGAUGAUACUGUGAGUGUUGGACCUCGUGCGCUGAGGCCUCUUGCAGGGGCCAUAUAUAUGGAGAGAGUGCCCUGUCUAGAUCUGAUGGUUAUAUGUUCUGAACAGUACAUAAAUGUCACGUUAAGGACAGUCGCACCAUUCAGUGGGCGGAUAUAUGUCGUCGGCCAUUCAGAUUCAUGUAGCCGCCAAGGAAAUGGAGGAUACACCACGACACUUAAAAUGCCUAUAUCUGGUGCUGGAUCAUCAAACCAGUGUGGGAUUAUGAUUAUGAAAUCAGUUGGUGAAACAAACCAGACCCUUAUGUCGACAGUAAUUGUGAUACAACAAAACCCAAUCAUACAGCGACGAGGCGAUCGUUCAGUGAAGAUCGGAUGCUUACUGAAUGCUAGCUUUCCUCGAAACGUGACAGUAAAUGCAAGCCUUAUUUUGACAGGACCAGACAGCCAGUCGGGGGGUAGUACUAUCGUUGUCAACACAACUUCCGUUCCUCCAACUGUGCAGAUCCGUAUCGUGGACCACAGUACGGGAAAUCCAAACACCAAAGAGGCCCAGCUGGGCCAAGAACUUGAAUUUAGGAUUGACGUGGAUCCUGACAAUGGUCCAUUCGACAUCAUGGCAGGUCAUCUAGUAGCAACCAGCAAAGAUGGAAGUGAUUCAAUUCUGCUGCUGAAUGAUAAGGGCUGUCCUCCUGAUCCUCUUACCUUUCCAGCUUUCAGCAAGGCUGGUCCUAAUUCCAAGUCUCUUGUGGCGAACUUCCGAGCGUUUAAAUUUCCUCGUUCGCUUCUCGUUCGCUUCAGCGUCAUGGUGCUGUUCUGUCCAGGAACAUGCCCUCCAACAGACUGUGGGAAUGGAAUCGUUGCUUAUGGUCGACGCAGAAGAGAAAUCGCCACCAACGCCACGCUGUACGAAGAAAUGCCCCUGCAGACGGCGCUCGCUGUUUACAGUCCACAGUUGCUUCCAAGCUCACUUUUAGCAGCUUCCGAAGCGAAUGGCAAAAUUAUAAUUGGAAUUGAAGAUGCACCAGGUUCAGUCUGUGUAUACUUUGGAGCUAUAAUUGGCCUUGUAAUCGCAUGGCUCCUUCUGCAAUUCUUAAUACUCGUUGGCUGCUACUUUGUGGUUCGAGAAAGGUACAAGAGGAGGAGAGAUGACGACAGUAGCAGCAUGCAACACAAACUGGAGGACGACUUUAAUGGUUUUGAUAACAGUCGACACGUUCACUGGGCUGAUGAGGGAAACUGAGGUCGGUGUGUGCUUAAUACACUCUGGAGUUGUCGAAAAUAAAAUACGCAAAAACACGGAACGUGCUGUACACAACUUAGUUUACGGUGUCCUCUUCCCAAUAAUAUACUAGUUUGCAAGAUUUUAAUUUUGCUUUCUACAGUGUUAUAAUAAUGCAGAAGUCACUAGAUACGUUAUCCUUACCCAUUAACUUGAAUUUCAUAUAAAUUUCUCAUUUAACGUAAUGGUGUAGUGGAUGUCACGGUCAGGAGGUACCCAGUUCAAAUCUUGCACAUCUUACCAAAUUUUCAGUCUAAAUCCCUUGAUGUGAUUGCUGGGAAAUAUACCAGGUUCCUUCCAUAUCCUCACCAUCUAUUACCAUCCCGUUGUCGUAUUUUAUACUGCUGAACGUCAGCAUUUGUUACAAAAUAUGACUCUUCUGUUAAAGUUGGCCAGAGCUGCUUUCUCCUCAGAGUUUGUCCAGUUUUUCUUUGUUGUACAAGACAUUUAUACGACUACUAGGAAAAGAAAAGAUGUACGUUAAAUAGUCAACAACUGUUGGGUUUAUAAUUUUCUCCGGUAUAUAAUAAUUUUGCUUUCCUGCUAAAGCACUUAGUUUGGCUGGAGAGGACGUAAUAGAGGUUAUAGACUGUGAGCUUAAAAAAAUUGUUAAUAUUAUUGUCGUGCUAGAAUAUGCAAAUGAAUCAGUCAGUUUUUAUAUGAAUUAUUACAUCUGCCACGAGAAAAUUAAUUACGCUGGCUGUUUCUGAAUAUUGGCAGGCCUGUUCACGCAGUUAACUGCAUCAUUAUUUCCUGUGGCACGUGGGUUAUGUAAGCUGUUCAUGAUGGGGAGAAAGAAAGGCAGCAGGACCAUUUAUGCAUAAUUUAAUUUUCGCUCGUCGUGUAUCAGACUGACACGCGCGUCACAGACGUAAAAGAAAUGGGAUGGUUUCAGGUCGUCUAAAACGAAGUAAGGCGGCUUCUCUCAUUUAUUCACGUGCUAAGACGAAUCUCAGGAAGUAAACUGUCUGUCUGUACGUUGCUGUGAUUUAAAUUUGACAGAAUACAGCGUUAAGAUGGAUCACAGAGAGAUUGUUGGUGAGGAUGGGAGGCGAAUAGAAUUCGGUCUCGGUUUUAUCUAGUGGAAAGAUUGAAAAUUGGAUUUAUGAAAGAGAAUUUGAGAAUUAUGUGUACCACAUGCUCUGAUGAUCAAGAAAUCUGCAUUUUUCCCUCAGAAUGUAUUUUUGGGUUUUGUAACAUUCUCAGAGCAAACAGCAAUUAUUUUCUUAAAAAGUUCUCCAAUUUAUCUUUGUAAUGGAGAAGUUUUGUGUUUUCUUUGUGGUACGGACUGAAUUCUUAAGUAACAUUUAGAUGAGCUUUGGCUUCAAAGGGUUAAACAGGUUGCAGAAAGUUACUAAGUUCUGAAUCUCAGGGUGAAUUUAAGGAUGAUAAGUAGCCUAAAAAGUAAAAUUAAAUAAAAAAAGUAUUUUUGAAUUUAUUUAUGCAGCCAAGACAUUUUGUACCAACUAGGGCUAAACAGUGAAAGAGUUAAUAAUUAUUUUUCGUCAGCUUCCCUCUGUGACGUUGCUGUCACAUUGCGCACAAGCUGUGUCAAGUGGAGAUUUUCAGACUUUGCUUUGAGGACAUGCAUAAUAUUACAUGAAAUUUUAACACCUGGAGAUAUUGAUGCACAUGCAAAUAUUUUAUUGGUAAUGAACAAGAAAGAAUUGCCAAGGUAUUUUUGCUAUUUCAUGAUGAGAAAAACCAUUUAGCAGAAGUGAUUUCUCUCAAUGUUCCAGUAACAGAUCGGUCGAGUGAAGAAAUGUAUUACAAUACAUGUACAUUAUUUUAUUAUUACAAGAAAAAUUAAAUUUUUAAAGCGUCCCUUUCCAUUUAUCUAUCUGAACCUUAAGUACACUGAGAUGUGUGGAAGAGCAUUCUGUAUUGCACAUCUUCUGUGUAGAGUGCAGACAAUUUGAAAUGUAUUGUGUGAUACAUUGUUCAAAUCAGACAUGAUAUUGAAUUUACGACAGUAGAAAAGAUUUUUUCUAGUUGCUGAUAUCUAAGUAACACAUUGUAGGGUUACUCAUUACACAUUUGUAAGAAUAUAAACAGCAGUUUUGCAGGAGUUAUCGACAAUAAAUAAAACAGCUGUAUUCAGA
Messenger RNA from Zootermopsis nevadensis, 4647 nucleotides. The record is from RefSeq and is a predicted model, not a curated record. NCBI's taxonomy places the organism in Eukaryota, Metazoa, Arthropoda, Insecta, Blattodea, Termopsidae.